Molecule: messenger RNA, 2363 nt
Organism: Gaeumannomyces tritici R3-111a-1
Lineage: Eukaryota; Fungi; Ascomycota; Sordariomycetes; Magnaporthales; Magnaporthaceae
Product: peroxisomal biogenesis factor 3
Exons: 3
Coding region: 621-2009 (462 amino acids)
Biological process (GO): protein import into peroxisome membrane
Cellular component (GO): peroxisomal membrane
Molecular function (GO): protein-macromolecule adaptor activity
Source: RefSeq, a predicted model, not a curated record
UUGUUCUCUGUUGGGUUCAAUGGUCGCGACUGAUGGCGGCGGUUGGUUGUUCUGCUUACAGCGGCCAAGGGUGGAAGAAGCCCCGCACCAGCGAAGGAGUGAUGCAAUCCAGCUCAGCUGAGACUGAUUGCUGGGAUUUCUGGGAUACAUGUGCCUGGCUUGGCAGCGCCCCGGGCGGCUGCUUCCUUGGCAUCCAUCAGUUCCCGCCUAAUUUGCAGGUGCCUCGGGAUUCGUCCCUUGCCGCGUGAGCACGGGCGGAGCUGACUGUCAAACAAGGUGCGGGUCUGCUGUCUUUCAGGAGCGGCAACGUGCCAGAGGUGCCGGCAGAAGCACACCGUCCCUCGAAUUUGCCUGCAACACGGGCCUGGUGGAGGGGAGCCGAGGCACCCAAAUCUAGCUAGGUCGUACCUGCCAAGGUAUCGGACCCUAUCUACCUACCUGUAGGUUUGGAGCUUUGAAGCGAACCAACGCGAGCGCGCGAGAGAGGACUACGCCCAAGUCUAAACAGAGAAGCAAACCAACCGCAACCGAAGCGAAAGAAGAACGACAAAGAAAGAUAGAAACACACGUCGGCUGCUCUCGAACGCACCCCCACGGCCCCCGACGCACCGCCGGUCGCGAUGCUUUCCGCAACGCGGCGAUGGCUGCGCCGGAAUAGGACCCCCAUCGCCGUCGGCGCCGGUGUGGUCGGCGCCGGCUACAUCGCGGCCCGCUACGUGCUCGGCAAGAUUAGCGACGCGCGCGAGCGCAUGAGCAGCGACCGCAUCGCCAAGGAGAACCUCCGCCGGCGCUUCGAGCAGAACCAGGAGGACUGCACCUUCACGGUGCUGGCCCUGUUGCCCACGGCGGCGACCAACAUAAUCGAGGCCAUGAACACGGAGCAGAUCACGUACCAGAUCCAGCAAAUGAAGGCCAGGCCACUCACCUCGUCGGCGCCACCAAGCAUCGCCGACACGACACUAACCGACGACGACGGCCAGUCCAGCCUCGCCGCCACCGCGCCUCCCGACCCUGCCCCUACCACCGAUGGCACCAAAAGGAAGACCAAGCGCCAGCUCUGGGACGAGCUGGCAAUGAGCUCGAUAACCAGGUCAUACACGCUUCUCUACACCCUUGCUCUACUGACCAUGUUCACGCGCAUACAACUGAACCUGCUGGGGCGCCGGAGCUACCUGUCGAGCGUGGUGGCGCUCGCCACGGGAUCGGCACAGGCUGCGAUCGGGCUCGAGGACAACGAUGACGGCGGCUCGGACCGCCUGUCGUACGGCAGCGACUUCGAGAUCAACCGCCGCUACCUGACCCUGAGCUGGUGGCUGCUUAAUAAGGGCUGGGUGGACGUCAGGACCCGCGUUGAGGCGGCCGUCGCGCGCGCCUUCGGUCACUUGAGCCCGCGCGACGACCUCUCGCUCGAAGCAUUUGGCGCACUCACCUCUCGAGUCCGGGGAGAGGUCGAGACGGGAGCGGGGUGGCUCGGGUUCCUGCUGCCGCCCGUGGGCGAGGAAGAGUCGGUGCUGAGGAUGUCUGGUAUUCUGGGUGACCGCGCUGCAGCCCUCGAUGAAAGCGCCGUGGUGGUUCCCCCAGCGACCGAGACUGUGCCGUCGGCACUCCGGCGGCUGGUGGAUGAGACGUCGGAUCUGAUCGACUCGCCCUGCUUCACGCAUGUGCUUGGGCUGCUUCUCGACGCCGGCUUCGGCGCCAUGGCGGACGGUGAACUGGCCGAGACGGUGUUUGCAGCGUCGCCUGACGGCGUCACACCGAAGACGGUGCAACUGCCCAAGAUCCUGUCGUCGCUCACCCGUCAGGCCCACGCCAUCGGCAACGCGAUGCCUAACCGCUACCUGCAGAGCAUGGAAUCCGUCCGCGACCUCGAGGCCUUCGCAGCCGUCGUCUACUCGAGCAACUGGGAGAACGAGAUGAAGGACAACAGCGCCAGCACCGUGCUGGUGCCCGCCGCUCAGUCGUCGUUCGAGGGCGCCUGGGGAAGGGCCACCACAGAGCGGCAAUCCUGAAUUGCGGGGGAUGCUUCGAGGAAAAACCUGACCAGGGCGGGUGGAUGACGAACCUUAAGGGACAUAUCAUGCAGACGGCCCCUCUGGCCCGACCAUCUACCGUGCCUUGCUUGAUUUAGUAAUGUAGUGAUAGAGAGGACAUUUUUGAAGCCACCGACAUGGGCUGGGAGUGUCCCAGCGACCUUGGAUAAGCCAUAUCUCACCGAACUAGCCUUUUCGAUAUUUCCCAGCCAUGAAAGCUUGUGAUAAUGGUAGAUGCUCUACUUGCAUUCCUGGCCUUGCCCUCUUUUUCUAGCACAGCGUAGCCUAGUAGAGUACAUAUAUCAUGUUGCAAACAAGCCUCGGGGCUGUCUC